AUGAUUAGCAACAAAUUUGUGCCAUAUCAAAAUAUUUCGGAUGGCUAUCCAAAGUCUUUCGAAGAGAUUAGAGCUUUGGGGAGACAAUACUUCCCUUUCACCUCCUAUAGCUUUGAGCUCGCCAUGUGUAUUUACGACUGGACGACGGCAUCCUUUGCGCGCAUGACCUUGUUCAAAAUCUUCCAGUACACAGACAUCUAUUCGGGAAUCGCCUCUCUUCCUCAUCCGUUGGAUCGUGAGAGCCUUUCUAUGAAAAUUUGGCAGAGCAAUUUCUCCGCAUACACGCCAAAGGAUCCCGAUUUCAUGCGGACCUUCUUGAUGGAGCCCGCACAUUCGCUCGACCAUCUCAAGGCUCAGUUUGACAAGGUUGUGGAUGACGUUUACAGGUUCAGCGAGAUUGAAAACCGCCUGCUUGUUGCAGCUGCGCGAUCCUUGCCUCGGACAUCGCUCGCGUCCAAGGCGCAGCUGUUUAGCGGGCAGGUUGAUCUUCAACCGCUCAGCACAAAGCAUUUUGGCGUCGAGUUCUACGAAUGCCCCCUGAACUCGGGUCCCGUCGGCACUCAGCUUGCGCACCCACUGACAGAUGCA
This is a messenger RNA of Trichoderma atroviride IMI 206040, 588 nucleotides long. The record is from RefSeq and is a predicted model, not a curated record. NCBI's taxonomy places the organism in Eukaryota, Fungi, Ascomycota, Sordariomycetes, Hypocreales, Hypocreaceae.